Vigna angularis (adzuki bean) is the source of this 1160-nucleotide messenger RNA. Its product is annotated as probable 2-oxoglutarate-dependent dioxygenase AOP1. Gene Ontology annotation, molecular function: dioxygenase activity. The transcript is spliced from 3 exons. The record is from RefSeq and is a predicted model, not a curated record. Bases 59 to 991 code for a protein of 310 amino acids. NCBI's taxonomy places the organism in Eukaryota, Viridiplantae, Streptophyta, Magnoliopsida, Fabales, Fabaceae.
AAUAAGUAUCUCCUUCCAAAUCAAUUUACACAUUAAGAGGAUUCAGGUGAAAAAAAAAAUGGGAUCUGAGAGCGAAGUGAAGCUUCCAAUUAUUGACUUCUCAACUGAGAACUUGGAAUCCAAUGUUGAAGAGUGGGAGUCAGUGAAAUCCAAAGUUCACAAAGCACUCGUAGAGUAUGGUUGCUUUGAGGCUGUGUUUGAUAAAGUCCCUUUUCAUUUUCGAAAAGCCAUAUUUCUUGAAGUGGAUGAGCUAUUCAAUCUUCCUUUAGAAACCAAGAAAAGAGCCGUCUCAAGUAAACCAUAUCGUGGUUAUGUUGGUCCUAUUCAUCUCUAUGAGAGCAUCGGAAUUGACGAUGCUGAUGUUCAUGAGAAAGUCGAAACUUUGAUCAACAUCUUAUGGCCACAAGGAAAACCAAGUUUUAGCAAAAAUCUGCAACUCUUGUCUGAGAAAGUGGCAAGGUUGGAUGAGAUGAUAAGGAAGAUGUGUUUGGAGAGUUUAGGUGUUGAAAAGUAUUUGGAUGAGCACAUGAACUCCACAUAUUACCUUGCACGGCUUAUCAAGUACAAAGCCCCUCAAACUGAUGAACCAGAAGUUGCCAUAUCAGAGCACACUGAUAAGAACAUAUUGACCAUAUUAUGUCAGAAUCAAAUUGAUGGUUUGGAGAUACAGACCAAAAGUGGAGAGUGGAUCAAAUUCAAGCCCUCAACGUCAAACAGUUUCGUUGUUGUCACUGGGGACACAUUUUAUGCAUGGACUAAUGGGAGGGUGCAUACACCGAUUCACAGAGUGAUGAUGACUGGAAAUGAAAGAAGAUUGACCAUUGGAUUGUUCACAGUUCCAAAACCAGGGUUCAUAAUAAAGGCCCCAGAUGAGCUUGUGACAGAAGAGCACCCUUUGCUUUUCAAGCCCUUUGUCCAGAGUGAGUUCAUGAAGUUUCUUCUCUCUUCUGAGAAUACAAAAAAUGCUCUCAAGGUUUAUUGUGGAGUUUGAGGUUUGAUCCAUGGCAGCAACUGCUCCUUCUGUGCAAUCUCCUUAUUUUCAUGAAAGUUUGUAAAAUCUGCAUAAGUUUUGCAAUAUGGUGUGCUGUGUAUGAACCUCUUUUCUGCAAUAUGGUGUGUGUAACUUUAUCUGAAUAAAAGAACAAAAUAAAUCUUUAAAA